UCGUUGUUAACGUAAAUGUGUGAAAUUCAGGAUUAUUCCAUUGAGCAUAAGGAUAUUUAUCUAAAUAAAUAUUCGGAGUGCUCAGACAUGGACCUCUACAUCACGGAUUCACUGCAAGAUAUGCUGGACAUGGACAUCAAGAAUGAAAUCGCCACAGACCUUAGUAGUAUCACUGACUUUUCUGACUCAUUAGGGCUAAAUUUUUCUGAAUUGCCGCCAUUAUUAGACAUGGACACAGAUAACUCUGCGACAUGGCUAACAAACUCGUCCAGUUUCGUACACAAUCUUGAUUUAUAUGGUUCAGAAGCUAAUGCAGUAAUGGUCAACCCAAAUUCUGUAAUGCCAUCCACAUUUGCGGAAACCCCAGUAAAAAGUAUAGUAAAAGAGGAAGCCUCAAACUUACUGCUCACGUCGGCAGCUAACAAUGACUUGAAUACUAACACUGCCCUGUCGAGUCCAAAGGAAGAAAAAAGUCACUUAACAUUUUCUCCUAACGCCAUAAAAGUACCAAAAGUAGAGCCCGAGGACCCGGCGCCAGCGCCUAAGAAAGAUUUAGAAGAAGCAACGCAAAUGGUAAUUUACGUAAGAAAACAAGAUAAAAAUGUGGUUAAAGAUCUGUUAAAGGAUUUGGACAAUAACAAAGUAAAAGCAGCUAAUGCACAGAACACAACAACAUCCACUUUGCGAAUAAAAGCAUCACAACCAGAAAUAAUCAAAGUGAGCAAUAAAAAUUGUUCUAUUUUAAAUACAAGCCAAAAAUUAACGCAACAUUUAGGUACUAAAACAAUUAUUUCUGGAAAUAUACACAUAUUAGAUGCUCAGCAAUCUAGGACAAUUUUAGCGAAUGGUAAUAAAAAUCAAGCAACAAUAUUGAUUGACAAUUCGUCGUUGAGUAGCAAUAGGCAAAUAAUAAAGACAGCAGUAGGCGGAGCAUUUACAGUUGAUACAAGCCAAGCUAAAUAUGUAAAUACGAAUAGUAAAAACACCGUGGGAGAAUUUCCCAAGCCUGCCUAUUCUUAUUCAUGUCUAAUAGCAAUGGCACUGAAAAAUUCAAGAACGGGAAGUCUACCUGUAUCAGAGAUUUACAAUUUCAUGUGUCAUCACUUUCCUUAUUUUAAAACAGCACCAAACGGAUGGAAGAAUUCAGUUCGGCAUAAUCUAAGUCUGAAUAAAUGUUUUGAGAAAAUAGAAAAACCAUCAACAAAUGGAAGUCAAAGAAAGGGGUGCUUAUGGGCAAUGAAUCCAUCGAAAGUGGGCAAGAUGGAUGAAGAAGUGCAGAAAUGGUCUCGAAAAGAUCCGCAAGCUAUAAAAAAAGCUAUGGUUUAUCCAGAAAGCCUGGAAGCUCUAGAGCGAGGUGAAAUGAAAUACACAGGUAUGGGAGGCGGCGACACAGAAGCGGAAGUAGAAGACGAUGUCGACGUGGACCCUGACGCCGAUGCCGAUCCCGAAGCCGACCUUGACCCUGAAGUUGAAUUAGAUCCCGAAAUCAAAGAAGAGGUGGAUGAUGAAGAGGCUAUUGUAGAACAGGAAUUGGAAGUAGAAGAAGUGGUAGAAGGCACCGGGAUGGUAGGCGGCACGUACCGGCUGUUAGCCACGGGACCGUCGUCACUCACGUCUUAUAUUACCGAUGUCGAGUCAGGCGAGGAAGUCAGCGAUAUUGAGGUACUGGAUCAGUCAUACGAGGAGAUUGAUAUAGACGUCACGAAACCAAUGAAGCUAGAUCUCUCGGUCACUGAAAACUAUACAAUACAACCAGCAAAGAGGGCAAAAACGAGCUUCAUUUACCAACCAGUUACGACACAGACUCACACAAGCAGACGGAAAACGCCACUCGUCAACAGAGUUGCACUAAUUUAAUCACCAGCACAUGACUUUAUUGAUUAACAAAUUGUGAUCAUAAACGACAUGGGGUCAAAAUAACUUAGUCUAUUCAUUGAAUGUUCCAUUUACGUUUUAAUAAAAUGUGUUAGAAAUGUUUGUAGCUGUGAAUCGUGUAAAAUGCUGCGUGUUUUUUGUAUCAAGUUGAUAGAUCGCAAAAGUGAUAGUCGGUACCAGAUAGUUGUAUUUACAUUUUUUUACGAAUGGGACACUUGUUACAUAUCUUUACACUGUAAAGUAGAUUUUUGUAUUUGUUAACACAUUCCUGAAAGUUCAGGGAUCAUUUCAAAGUGACUUUUUUGUAUAAUUCACUUAGAUUUGUAAGUGUUGUAUUUUCAAUGCAAUGUUCCCUUAUAGUUCAUAAACAAUAAGUUGGGUGGUCCCCGACUAAGCCAUCAGUACAAAUAAAUUUGCCGCUGUAUCGACACAUGUUGUAUGCUUAUACAUAGAAAAUAAGUAUAAUAAUCAUAAUGAAAUGACUUUAUAUUAAGUGUCGAUAAUUGAAAACUAGAAGCAAUAACUGAAAUGUACAAAAUUCUAUAAUGCAUAUUUUAGUAUAUUAAUAAGAAAUGUCUCAAUACAAUGGCUUUAUAAUAUUACAUAUAGCGGGUAUAUAAGUAAACUUCCCACCGCUACUUUUUGUACAUACUUUACUUGUAUGAUCCGUAUUGUUUUUUAUAUAUAUAUUUUGUUGACGUGGCAGCUAAGUAUAACAAUUUAGUGCUAAGCCUAUUCCUUAUUAUUUCGUUGUACCCUGACUGGUAACGGAAAAAAAUCAUAAUAAAUACAAUUAAUUAUUAUCUCACACUUAACACCUUGCUUCAAUUGCUUAGUUUAUCUGUGAGAAAAUUAUCAAACUUGUAUUUUCAUUUUCUAGACUUAGAGCUAACUUGUUUUAUCUACUACCUCUACAUCAUAGUGAUAAAUUUAUAAUAAUAAAAAUGACGAUGGUAUAUAUAUUCCGUCGAUUUCAAUGUAUGUAUUCUGAUUCCAAUCGUGAUGAAAUGAAAACUUGUAUUGUCUUAGAAAAAUUAAGUCUGCCUCCUUGACAUCAAUAUGUUUAGUACACAUGUUAAUGGCAGGACUAAAAAUGUAGAAUUAUAUUUUUUGUUGUGUGCGCUGUAUAGGGUGCGAGCGUGAAAGCGAAUGUCUUAGUAGUGGUUGUGAUAAGCUGGAUCUCUCGAAUUAGCGCUGAAUUGGGGUUAAUAGAGAAAAACUGGCCACUUAACAUGCUAUGGAGAGGAAGUUUGUAGUAGGUCCAUAUUUUAAUGUUUCUGUUCCUUUCAUGGCAGAAAAACGAUGCUAAUUAAAAUGUUUCCCGUGUUAUUUCUAGACGCAGUAAGUACUCUUAAAUAGUGUUGUAGAUUAACAUUUUCUACCUACAAUAUCUUUUCCAUAUAAAAAUUAGAAUAGUUGAAACUGUGAUAUGAUAAUUGAAUUAAAAUCGAGGUAUUAUCGCAAGUUAUUUUCUCAAGACUUCUGAAUCACUUCGGAGAAAAUUGGACAUUAAAUUGAAAAUGUUGGUAAGCACAUUGAUAGAAGUAUCUUAAUUAUUAAUCCUAUCUUUAAUUAUAAUUAGUCUAAAUAAGUACUGUGCAAGAUUGAAAGGUACUUUAGCGAUUAUGUUCCUACAUUUUGAUUUUACGUAUGGAAGCAUUUCGUGAAGCCGUUUCAUCAGUUACUGUUGUACGCUGAUAAAGCAUAGGUAUAUGAAUUUGAAUGUAUUCGUCCCAGUUCUUUGUGGAUACGAGUGAUAGAAAAUCGUAGGUAAUUAAUUAACUAGGUUUGAGUACACGUUGCGAAUGUGUUUGCUGGUAUGUUGGAUCUGUCAGUGUUGUCGGUAAUAAUCUUGAUGAAAAUAUUUAAAAUACUAACUAAUUACAUAUGAAUAUUCCAAAUAUUAUCUUGCUAUAAUUGACUACACCAAGUGAAUGUGAUGUUUAGUCUUAUUACUAUAACAAAAGGCAACUAAAUUAGGUGCUUUUUGUAUACCAAUUUCAAAUAAAAGGAGUGCAAUUGUGUAAAUAUUUUAUUGUAGUUCGUCAUUUGGAAUAAUAAUAAUAGUGCGUAUAUAUUUACUUAACUGUAAUCAUAUUUUAGAAGAUUCUAUCGUGUUUAUGAAUUUUUGUAUCCAUAGAAGUUUUCUCAAUAUAAAUAAAUAUUUGUUCAUGUUUAUCUUUUGUACUCGUGUAGAAUAACAACUUAUUCAACUCUGCUGUAGGCUGAUUUAGAAGUACAAUCGGAACUAAUAAUAGUAUAUACAAGUUAACAUAUGACUGAAUUGUAACUGAAAUUAAGUUCGUUUAUAAGAUUGUACAUUGGGUUUGCAAAAACAUACGCCAUGCGAUAAUCUUAUUCACAGACUUAGACUGUCAUACCUAUAAUUACUUCCAAUAAAUAAAACCCACGUUUACAAUUUUAGAUAGUAAUUAUAUUGCGUAUUUUUCCACUGCCAGUAUUUCAACAUCCAUGUAA
Messenger RNA from Hyposmocoma kahamanoa, 4353 nucleotides. RefSeq names its product forkhead box protein biniou (gene jumu). Gene Ontology annotation, biological process: regulation of transcription by RNA polymerase II. NCBI's taxonomy places the organism in Eukaryota, Metazoa, Arthropoda, Insecta, Lepidoptera, Cosmopterigidae. Bases 16 to 1857 code for a protein of 613 amino acids. Gene Ontology annotation, molecular function: transcription cis-regulatory region binding; DNA-binding transcription factor activity, RNA polymerase II-specific. The record is from RefSeq and is a predicted model, not a curated record. The transcript has 9 exons.